Nematocida homosporus is the source of this 162-nucleotide messenger RNA. RefSeq names its product large subunit ribosomal protein L39e. Gene Ontology annotation, molecular function: structural constituent of ribosome. NCBI's taxonomy places the organism in Eukaryota, Fungi, Microsporidia. Gene Ontology annotation, cellular component: cytosolic large ribosomal subunit; ribosome. The transcript has a single exon. The coding region runs from base 1 to 162 and encodes 53 amino acids. Gene Ontology annotation, biological process: translation. The record is from RefSeq and is a predicted model, not a curated record.
AUGACAGCGAAUAAAGGGGGUCUUUUAAAACGUCGGCUAAUUAGAGCUAAUCGAUCUAACAAACCAGUUCCAGCUUGGAAAAGAGUUCUUCCAGGAAACACUCAGCACUACAAUGCUAAGCGAAGACAUUAUAGAAGGACUAAGCUGAAGUACCACGAAUAA